Messenger RNA from Solea solea (common sole), 1554 nucleotides. RefSeq names its product GDP-L-fucose synthase-like. The transcript has 10 exons. Gene Ontology annotation, molecular function: GDP-L-fucose synthase activity. NCBI's taxonomy places the organism in Eukaryota, Metazoa, Chordata, Actinopteri, Pleuronectiformes, Soleidae. The record is from RefSeq and is a predicted model, not a curated record. Gene Ontology annotation, biological process: nucleotide-sugar biosynthetic process. The coding region runs from base 299 to 1273 and encodes 324 amino acids.
CCACUGAGCUGUCAGAAGAGAACAGACUUCUGCGUGCAAGCUACACAGAUGGGAUUACAUUUUAAAUAUUUGACUUAAGACCUUAAUUUUUAUGUCCUCUUUGAAAUCCUUACUCUCCCAGGGGUCACCAACUAGCAACAAUAAUUGCACAACUAACCCUAAACAUAACUCUUUCUUGCCUUGGUGAUUGAUGAUCAAGCCCAUAGGAACCUGCUAAGCACUAACGACUUUCGGUGGAAUUAAGUGUACUUUCGCUACGACACCAACUUUUUGGAAACUUUCCUUUUUUAAAUAGAAGAUGGCAUCAGAGAUAAAGACGGAGCCGAUGCGUGUGCUGGUGACAGGCGCGUCUGGGUUGAUCGGCAAAGCCAUUGAGCAUGUGGUGUUCAAGGAAGGUGGGAAACAAGAGGGAGAAGAAUGGUUCUUCAUCUCCUCUAAGGAUGGAGAUCUAACGGAUGUUGAGCAGACCAGAGCUGUGUUCGAGAAGUAUCAUCCCACUCAUGUCAUCCACCUUGCUGCCAAAGUGGGAGGACUCUUCAUACACUUGAAGGAAAACCUGCAGUUUUUGAGAGACAACAUAAAGAUCAAUGACAACGUCCUGCACACUGCCCAUGAGACGGGUGUUAGCAAAGUCGUGUCUUGCCUGUCCAGUUGUAUCUUUCCUGACAAAACUACAUAUCCCAUUGAUGAGACAAUGAUACACGAUGGGCAACCCCAUGAAUCAAAUUACGGAUACUCGUAUGCCAAAAGGAUGAUUGAUAUUCAGAACAGGGCAUACUUUCAGCAGCAUAAGCGUUGUUACACAUCAGUCAUCCCAACCAAUGUGUUCGGUCCCCAUGACGACUUCAGUGCAGAAAACGGCCACGUGCUGUCGGCAGUCAUUGGCAAGACAUACAAAGCCAAACGAGACGGAACCCACGUGACAGUGUGUGGCACUGGAAAUCCACGAAGACAGUUCACCUACUCUCUGGACUUAGGCCGCAUACUUGUCUGGGUCCUGAGAGAGUAUGACGAUGUGGAGCCUCUCAUCACCUCUAUUGGGCCGGAGAAGGAAGUUUCCAUCACAGAGGCAGUGGAAAUGAUCGCAGAGGCUUUGAACUUCAAGGGUGAAAUAGUCUAUGACACCACUAUGUCCGAUGGGCAGAUGAGGAAGACAGCGAGCAUUGACAAGCUAAGACGCUACCUUCCUGACUUCACCUUCACACCGCUUGAUGAAGCCAUCAAGUUGACCUGUGACUGGCUUGUGGCCAAUUACGACAUUGCGAGAAAAUGAUGUGAUGAAGCACUGAGCUGAAAACACUGUUUUUCUUAUUCGGUGUUUUGGAGUUACCAUCUGCAAUACGAGGACCAAUAAUUACUUACACUGUUGAUGCUAAUCUAUUCUUCCUAUUUGCUGAUUGACAUUUCUUUCUCUAUAUUUAUUAAAUUAUUUUAUGGUGCAGGGAGGGGCAAUAUGAACUAUAUGAACUAAAUCAUAAUACCUUCUUCUUCUUUUACGGUGAUUAUGUUUCGAACCUAAGUUACAUGUUUAAAUUAAAGGAAUACUAGACUCAA